AUGAAUGCACCACGCACGCCAGGCGCAGUCCCGCGUAAAUCACAUCUUACACUCUCAACAAAACAGUUUACAAAGAUCACGGGGACGAUUGCGAGCGUACGCAAGAGUCGACAGCCAGUUGGAAAUGACAUCGACGAGGACGAAGAAGUACACGUAAAUGGCACGCGUCGGACGAGCCAUAUUUCUGUCGACCUCGCAAAGGAACCCUCUUUCAUUGCAGAGCAAAGCUUUAUCAGGGCACCGCUCAAUUCACGCGUCGCGUCGCGUAUUGUGCCCGCCAAAGGUGGAAAGGCGAGAGCGGACCCACUCGAUGGCGUCCCGCUCGAUAUCCAAGAGGCAAUGAUACUCGAAGACCUCCUUUUCGUACUCAUGGGCAUCGAAGGCAUUCACAUCACCUACAAUGUCGACGAGUUUCCAGAAGACGAUGAUGGUCUUCUCAAGGGUGUACAGUUUGUUAUUUCACCCCAACUUGACCCUUCUCUACGCGAUUUGGUUGAACGAAUUAUCCCACUUGCUACGUACUAUACCUCGAUAUCGGCCUUUGUGGAGAUUCGGAGCCAUCUCGACUAUGGCCUCGUCAAUCAUGCGCUAUGCGCUGCAAUCAGGGACAUGCUCAAGGAUUAUCAAACACUGUUAUCCCAAUUAGAACACUCUUUCAACUCUUCAUCCUCCUUUACCUUGCAAAAACUAUGGUUCUACAUCCAUCCGACGCUGCACACCAUGUCCUUGAUCUAUUCGCUCGUCUGUGAGCUCAGCCAAGCCGACUCGACCCCAGAGGAAGAUAGCUCGAGCUCUUCAGACGAAGACGAUGCACUCAACGAACAACUCGGUCUCGCCUCUGGUCUCAAAGCUGUCAAGCUUAGCGAGAUGGAAAUCGGAGGCGGCGGCAUCGUCAAAGGAGGCGAGGUAGUUGCCAUUCUCUGGGACCGAAUGCAGAAUAUGAGCGGUGAUCCGACAGCAUACAAGCUCUAUGGCAAAUUGUUCCAAGCAGCGGGCAAACCGUUUGCAUCCCUUUUGGAACGAUGGAUCCGGACAGGUCUUCUAAACGAUCCAUACGAGGAGCUCAUGGUCAAGGAGAGCAAAUUUAUCAACCGGGGUACGCUCGAGAUGGACUAUACAGACGAAUACUGGGAAAGAAGAUAUACGUUGCGAGACGGCUCGAGUCUCUCCGCUCCUUCAAAGCGACACCAAGCUGGUGUGCCUCCUCCGAGAACACCUGGAGGACGUUUGCCAGGCGGAGCAUGUAUACCGCCGUUUAUCGAGAGCUGGAAACACAAGAUCCUUCUUGCGGGCAAGUACCUCAAUGUGAUUCGUGAAUGUGGGAUCGAGAUCAAAGGCGACUCACAGCGCCGAGAAGAUUGGGAUAUGAGCAACGAAAAGUUCUACAAGGAGAUUGAAGAUGCAUACACAUAUGCCAACAGGACGCUACUCAAGCUCCUCAUGGAUGAUCAGCAUUUGAUUCCUCGGUUGCGGUCUCUCAAGCACUUUUUCUUCCUCUCCCAAGCGUCCUUCCUGACCCAUUUUAUGGAUCUUGCCUCAUCUGAACUCCGAAAACCCGCCAAAGGCGUCUCGCUCGUGAAACUCCAGUCCUUGCUCGACUUGUCACUCAAUAGCGGCGAGUCGUUUAGCUACAAAGAAGACGUCAAGGUCACUAUGGCUAACAGCGGUCUUUACGAAUGGCUGCUCAAGGUAGUCAGUGUCAGUGGCGCCUUGGGAGGGGAUGCGGAGGAGCUCGCUGGAGGGAUAGGAGCAGCUUCUGUGGGCGCCAUGUCGACGGUAGAUCAUGCCGACGAGACUGGCAAAGAAAAGGAUAAAAAUAAGAAAGACUUGCAAGGGAUUGAUGCUCUCACAUUGGAUUAUACUGUCCGCUUCCCGCUCUCACUCGUCAUUUCCCGCAAAACGAUCCUCCGAUAUCAACUCAUCUUUCGGUUCCUGCUUCAUCUCAAACACGUCGAACAAAUGCUCACGUCGAUGUGGGUCGACCACAAGGCUCCGAACUGGCGCGUAGAUACGUCGGAAUAUGCAGAGUUUACUCAGUGGCGUCUACGAGUGUUCGUACUACGCGCGCGUAUGCUAGCGUUUGUACAGCAGAUCCUGGCAUUUGCAACCGUCGAGGUCCUCGAGCCGAAUUGGAGAAAGCUCGAAGCCAAACUUAACAAAGUCACCACGGUCGAUCAACUCUUGAGGGAUCAUGUCGAUUUUUUGGAUACCUGCCUCAAGGAAUGCAUGCUCACGAGUUCGAAACUCUUACGAGUUUAUUCUCGAAUGCUCGUCACAUGCUCGACAUUUGCGCUUUAUUCGGGACACUUUUCCAAGUCAGUCAACCAAGGUGUGGUUGCAAUCUCCCAAGGCGAUGGGGAUCCUUCAGCAGUGCCUAUGCAAAAACGGUGGGAGUUUUUGGGUCGAUUCGAGACCAACUUUACGCACUUUUCCAAAGUCCACCACGAUUGCGUCCAAUUCUACGCGUCGAGCGAGAAUGUCGCAUUGCUCUCUCUUGUUGUGAGGUUGGAAAACGUGAGGACAACUGCACAACCUCAGACUGUUUGA
Serendipita indica DSM 11827 is the source of this 2547-nucleotide messenger RNA. The record is from the annotation of a GenBank genome assembly. NCBI's taxonomy places the organism in Eukaryota, Fungi, Basidiomycota, Agaricomycetes, Sebacinales, Serendipitaceae.